CCAACAUAUGUUUUUGACAGUUCACUUCGCCAAAUACUUCACCAGAAACGGCUGAUUUUGCCAUUCCAGUGCGUUUGCGCCGAUUGAGACUAUUUAUUUUAAUUUCAUAAUUUUGCCGCAAUAUCAGCCGGCAAAUUAAAGGUUUAACGCGAAAUAAAGCUACGAAAAUGGCAACGAGACGACAAGUUAUAGCGAUUUACCGCCAACUUCUACGGGAAGCCGAAAAAAUUCCUGCCUACAAUUUCAGGUUGUUUGCUGGACGCAAGGUACGAGACACAUUCCGAGAAAAUAAAGGCAUAAGUGAUUUCGCGGUCAUCGAUGAAAAACUUGCAGAGGCAAGACAAAGUUUGGAAGUUAUACGGCGGCAGGCAAUAAUUGGCCACUUAUACUCAACUGAAAAACUGGUCAUCGAACAGCCUAAGAAGGCGCUGCGACGCUCGAAGUAAAAUAUUUGGAGUGGGCCUGAUAAUUGUUGCACCUUGUUAUAUGCGCUACUAUGAUAAUUACUUUGUUUUUAUCGCUGCUGGUGCAUUUAGGUUAGUAGGUUAAAAUUAUGGAAUUAAAAGAAUAAAAUAAAAACACCGUAAAAA
Messenger RNA from Rhagoletis pomonella (apple maggot), 590 nucleotides. It is a transcript of the gene bcn92, whose product is annotated as protein bcn92. The record is from RefSeq and is a predicted model, not a curated record. The transcript has 3 exons. Bases 168 to 446 code for a protein of 92 amino acids. NCBI's taxonomy places the organism in Eukaryota, Metazoa, Arthropoda, Insecta, Diptera, Tephritidae. Gene Ontology annotation, cellular component: mitochondrion; L-cysteine desulfurase complex. Gene Ontology annotation, biological process: iron-sulfur cluster assembly.